This is a messenger RNA of Laccaria bicolor S238N-H82, 1665 nucleotides long. RefSeq lists its product as uncharacterized. The coding region runs from base 1 to 1665 and encodes 554 amino acids. The transcript is spliced from 5 exons. The record is from RefSeq and is a predicted model, not a curated record. Lineage: Eukaryota; Fungi; Basidiomycota; Agaricomycetes; Agaricales; Hydnangiaceae.
AUGAACCCCCCAGGUAGCCCUCAAUUCCAGCUACCAAGCUUUCGUGAUGGAUUUGUUGGUGGUGGUAUGCAACAGCGCCCUAAUGGUUCGGGUUACGCACCAGACAUUCAGUACGAUUUUCCUGCCCAUUCCAUGGAUACCCACCAGCGUACACACGCCCCUCACGUCCCUCACAACUUUGGCCAUGCACAGCCGAAUGCAUCAGGAAGCUCAUUUCCAGCAGCCGAGCCCACUUGCAUCCCUCUUCCCGACGACGAAAAUGAUGACUUUCCUUCCCCUCAUCUCCUUCUCGGAAGGAUGGCCCGUCCUGCCAGUAAAGUCGCUGGUGUCCGCCGUUCCGAACCAAAGGGCAAGGGUAAGCAGAAGGCCAUCGACCUGCCAGUCCCUUCAGGUUCGGGAAGCCAAAAGCGCAAAUUAUCCACUCCCACACCUCAAUGUGCAGAUGUGAAGAAGCCUAGAGGUCGUGCAACCGGUGCCGCCAACUAUGUCUCUGAGGAUCUUGAUGGACUGUUCGACAUCCUCGAGGAGCACCUACCACUUGGUGGGAAAGCAUGGAACUCGGCUGCGGACGAUUACAAUCAAUGGGCUGAGGAGAAUGGCCGUCCAGCACACACCACUAAAUCGUUGGAAUUGAAGUUCAAGCAGCUGGUCAAAACGUCAAAGCCAACAGGCAAUGCUGAAUGCCCCCCUCACAUUCAGCGUGCACAUGAAAUUGAGAUGCUCAUGAGCGAGAAGGCUGGCUCUCGCGACCUUGACGACGAGGAUAUCGUCGACGCUAGUGAUGCCAUCAUCAUUACUUCCAACGAGGAAGAUGUUAAACAAGUUAAUGUGAAAGUCAAGGUUGAAAAACCUCGAGUUCCGAUUGCUCGACGCCCUCCUGCGGAUUGUAUUGCCACUCAAAAUACUGCUCGGAAUACAAGUCAGGACCUCCUUGCGACCAUCACCAAUGUGUUAGACCCAGACACACGACGGGCUCGCAAUGAAGAACAUUCCGUCAACGCUCUCCAGACAGGCCAGAUCUUCACCCUUACUAGCCAGCUUCGUGAAGCUCAACGGGUCGCUGACGAUCUCCGAAACCAGCUUAUGGAAGCAGAUCGUCAGCGGAAUGCUUCUGAGCGGCGUGCAGAUCGUGCAGAGCUCCUCGAAAUGAUGACAGAGAGACGUGGUGCACAAGUGGUCUCCCGGAAGGACCUUAGCCCUGGCUUUGCUCCUCGGGUAGGUUCACGUCGCCACUCCAAAGUUCACUCCCAACCCCGCAAGUGCCUCUAUCGUCAAGAAAUAACAUACGCUGGUGGAGGUAAGUCUGUCAGAUGGAUUGGUGGAUCUGACGACAACCAGGAUGAAGUCCAGGGCUUCAAGGACAGCCCUGGCACUCGUCGCAUCACAUACUACGAUGACGAUGAUUCUGACAACAGUGUUGAUCCCAUCAGGAAGCCUCACCGUCAUCGCGAUGUCUCCCCUCUGACUAUUCAGCCUCCAACUCCUUACAAUCCACCUGCAUCUGGCUUCGACAAUUCACAAUCAUCCGGCAAUCUCGCUGUGGGCGGUGGUUUCGACGCUGUUGUCACCCCUCAAUUACAACCACGUGUUGGUAUCUCACUUACCGUUUCUCCUCAUUGCCACUAUGCCGAUGACCUAACUACCCGUGCACGCGCAGAAGAUUAA